AUGACCUUUUUACGGCACGCUCUCGUCUGCGCAGCACUCUCUGCUUCUUUGUCUGCUGCCGUGCCAUCUCAACCAGCGUCCUACGCUUCUGCUACCUGCGAGAAAGCUGGAUCCUCUGAAAACACCUGGUCCGCCCGGAACUUGAAGACCAUCGAAACAAUCUACGACCUUACAGUCUAUCCCAAGAAUGUGCCAGUAAUCACGGGAGGUGAUGCAAGUGUCCCUCCGAACCUUUUCAGCUCGAAUGCUACAGGACGAUUCUCGCCCGUCGGGGAGUUUGUAGGAUUCUCGGAAGCCUGGGAAUCGUUCUUCGCUUUUGCACCUGCGCCUCGGAAUGGCUCUGGACUUGCCAUCUACAAAGCCGACGUCGUCAAUUUCGUCUCUGCUUGCCCGGAAGUGGCAUCCUCGGUGGUUUACCUUCGGACUGGUAUCGUCAGCGAAAGUGGUGAGCUGGACAGGAGUGCACCAACCAGUACUCUCUCGCAGAUCGUGUUUUGGCGAUUUGAUGACCAGGGUGCCGUUGAGAAGUACCAGGCGUGGAGUCCAAACGUCCAGGCGUGGACACAAGCGUCGACUGGGAUUGAUUACUCCAAUAUGACCAUCCAACAAAUGGCUCCGCAAGGACUGUGUCCACAAAUUCAGAGCAUAUGCACAGGGUCAGCACAGCAGUUCAGUAGCGUCGAAGACUGCAGCACACAGCUUUCCAGCAAGCCAUUCGGGAGUUUUGAUGAGGCAUGGGGCGACAACCUCGCGUGCCGCACAGUCUAUUUGACCUUGGCGGCUUCUAGACCAGAGAAGCACUGCCCCAGCGUCGGUUCGACUGGAGGCGGCAAGUGUGUGGCGAUCGACUACUCGAUCGAUUACUACGAUGAUGCACAUCUCUUCAAUGCGCCGGAGGGUUCUGUUUUUACCUGUCCGGAACCAUUUGCAUAA
This is a messenger RNA of Ramularia collo-cygni, 933 nucleotides long. RefSeq lists its product as uncharacterized. The record is from RefSeq and is a predicted model, not a curated record. Bases 1 to 933 code for a protein of 310 amino acids. The transcript is spliced from 4 exons. NCBI's taxonomy places the organism in Eukaryota, Fungi, Ascomycota, Dothideomycetes, Mycosphaerellales, Mycosphaerellaceae.